Messenger RNA from Serinus canaria (Common canary), 3844 nucleotides. RefSeq names its product granulocyte colony-stimulating factor receptor-like. NCBI's taxonomy places the organism in Eukaryota, Metazoa, Chordata, Aves, Passeriformes, Fringillidae. The coding region runs from base 24 to 2189 and encodes 721 amino acids. The record is from RefSeq and is a predicted model, not a curated record. Gene Ontology annotation, cellular component: signaling receptor complex; external side of plasma membrane. The transcript has 15 exons. Gene Ontology annotation, molecular function: cytokine binding; cytokine receptor activity. Gene Ontology annotation, biological process: cytokine-mediated signaling pathway.
CAUUAUGCUUCUUUACAGAGAAGAUGAAGAACUCUCUGCUGGCAGCUAUCUUUUUACUUGUUAGAGAUUCCUGCCGCUGCACAGACUGGGACUCUCCGUUCUGCCGGCAGCUGCCAGAUUGGGACAAUGAAUUGGUGUGUUACAAAGAAUUAAGUGAAGAUCUAACCUGUACCUGGCUGCCAGUACCUAGUGCUGCAAAUACAUUUAAUUAUACUGUAUACUUAAAAUGGAACAAAAUACAAAAACCUUUUCAACGAAACACAUCAUCACCUUCCAUCACAAUAGAACGAAAGAAUCUCUACAUUGAGAGAUUUGCAACCGUUUGGAUAGCAGUGAAUUAUGGCCAUGACACCUGUGCAAAAGGAAAGAACAUCUCAGUUUUACCAAGCAAAGCAGGAAAGUGCUUGUCACCAUCUAACAUAAAUGCUUAUCAGAUCACAAACCAAUUGAUAAUAAAGUGGGACCUGCCCACAGCUGAUACACCAUACGAGCUGAGAUACAGAGAGGCACUCACAGAAUCUGCUCCGUGGACCCUGGUGCCUGUAGGAAGCAAUGUUUUCAAUGUCACCAUUUCAAAUUUAAAUGCUAUGUCUUCAUACAUUGUUCAGCUCAGAUGCAUAACCAAGGAUGGUCUCAACUGUGUUUGCAUUUGGGGCAAAGAGGUUUUGGUCCCUCACAAACUCAUGAACAAGCCAAGAAUAUCAUAUAAUGUAACUACACAAGUGUCUCCAGGAAGAAGAAGUGUUCUUCUGAAGUGGGAGGUAGCACAAAGCGAGAAUGUCCUUGGAUAUUAUGUUAAUGUGGAAAGAAUACCCAAUAGCUGCAGCCAACAACCAAAUCACAUCUCUCUCAAAGACAGAAUAAUUCUUGUUAAUCUCUCCAUGGCUUACUAUAGACUUAAUAUUUCUGCCUACAAUGAAGCAGGAGAAUCUCCAGGAGCUAUCUACAUUGUCCCAGAAUUCUCUGUAACAGACUUGCCUGGUCAAAUCCAUGUCAAAAGCCAGGGAGCAAAUGCAGUUGUCACAUGGACUCCAGAAUACAAACCAAAAUGUUUUGUGGUUGACUGGGGCACUAGUAAAGAGAAUAUGCAGAUGAAAAUAAUAACUACUGCUACUGAAAAUUUCACAUUAGACAAUUUUCAGCCAUAUAAGUUGUACAAAAUAAUGGUGCAUACAUCUGAUGUGUGUCAGUGUGAAAGUUUCAUAAGACAUGAAAAGACUUUUGGAGUGACCCACUUUUACUUCGUUGAAGGAGUUCCCAGGACUGGUCCCGCUAAUGUGACAAUUCUGAAUAUCACAAAGCAUUCUGCACUUGUGAAGUGGACUGAAAUAGCUGCAGAAGACCGUUUGGGCUUUCUCCAGGGAUACAGGAUCAGUUACACAGAUUCAUCAAGGAAAAAGUCGCCAGCUGUUACUCUUAAUGCUUCUAUCACAAGUUACCAUCUCACUGGACUGAAGGAAAAGACCACCUAUCGUGUGCAGAUUUCAGGAUUCACUAAUGCUGGAGAAGGAGCUCUGACUCUUUCACAACCUUUCAGCACUCCAAAAUACGAUAAAGGAGAACUUGAAAGUUUUGUGAUUGGCCUUUGUUUCACCAUGAUACUCAUUCUGGUUUUUGCACCUCUCACUUGUUCUCUGGUGAUUAAAAGGCUGAAAAUAUCAUAUUGGCGCAGUGUACCCACCCCAGGAAACAGCACUGCACUCCAAGACAUGACUAAUUGGAAACAUGUUUCAAGGUCACUGCUUCAGGCCCUGUCAGACAAUGAUACCACCAGCCUUUUCAUCAUAGAGCACGAAUCAAAGGUUCCUCUGACGCUAGACCUCUCCACAGAUGGUGGAGAAGACAACAAGCAUGACACCUGCCAGUCAGAGAAACCUAGCAAUAACACAGUUAUGAGCCCAAGGCAUGAACAAAUCCCUGCAGAAGCAGUUACAAGUGAAGAAGACACCAUUUCCACGGAAGUACCACUCUUGAGUGACUAUGCCAGCAUGGAGUUUAGUCAGAAAGCCCUGAUGAGUCUGGCAGUGAGCACACCUGAAAAAACUGCUCAUCCUCAUCUGAAAAUGGAACUAAGCAGCAAGCCAGCACAAACUGUGCAGAAGGUUUUGUUUGCUUCCCAGGACUACCUCAAACAAAGCCAGGUAGUACUUCUGCCAUCUGGACCAAAUUUCAUGGGACAAGCCAACUAACUAAACCUGAAGCAUCUUCAUUAUUUUCCUUACCAUAAAAUGAAGUUCCAAAUCUUGUUGUACUUCAGUGGGACCACCAGGACCAUAUGGGACAGUAAGCUUGUGACAAUAGUUAUCUCCACUAUAGUAAGUUUCCUUGGCGAAAUAGAUUGAUUGUAUUAUUAGAUUAGCUAUUUCACCACAGUCAUCCUGAGGAAAGUCCCACCAUCUUCACACAGGCAAAACUUUUAGGGACUUACAUGAAAAAUCUUUCAGUAAAGUACCUCUUGCUUGGUAUUUUGUUCCAGGGCAUUCAGGAGCCAUUCAAGGCUUCCACUCUAAGCACAAUGUCAUUGUAGAUAUCAGAAAAAUUCUCUACUCAAUAUGACCAGCUUCAGAUCUGAUUUUCAGAUCCAGUAAGUUUCUUCACCAAAAAUAAAUUAGAGCAAAAGUAUCUACCACUUCAAAGAUGAUCUCCAGUUGGUCAAAGCUGGUCACAAAAAUUAGUGCAAAUCUUUCAAAUUAGAAAUCAAAAGUUUGUUUAUUGAUCUUUGUAAAACACCACUAGUGCUUUACAUUCCAGAAUUUUACACCUUUAGUCAUUGUAGAUAAAUAGUGCUGUGUAAGUAAAGAUGAUAAUAAGUUUCAUUAACAGUAUUGGAGUUGUUACUUGUAUUAAAUUAAGGCUAUUUCCUCCUACAAUUACCCACACAUUCAGAUAAACCCAUCCAUAAUUUGUGAUGAGGUGUAGCUGCAGAUACGUUUCACACUGCAAUGACAAUAACUGUUAGACUUCAGGAGCUGAACAGAUAUUUCAAGUACCCAUACCUCCAAAGAUUGCAUGGAAGAGGAGCCACUGGAAUACAGGGGAUAAAAGGGUCUUUCUCAAUAUGCUUUCUAUGCAACUCCAUCAUGUAUCUCCACAAUGCAAGGAGUCUGAACCAUUUUCAGGCUUCCAAGAGUUUCUCAGUCAUGAACUCUCCAAGCAUUAAUGGUCUGCACUUAUUGUAGAAGAUCCAGUUUAUUGCUGUUGUCUCAAGUUUAAGGAGCAUUUUAUUAAAAUUGCUUUGUGGAGAAAGAAAUGUAUCAACUGUAUUGUAAGCACCAGAAAAUCCAUAGAUGGACAUUUUUAAAAAGUUUCUCAUUAAAAAUGAAGGAUGAUUGGCCUUCACACAAAUAUUUCCACCCAUACUAGGCAGUAAGAAUUAUAGAAUAGCCAUGCUCUCAAAAACUCAGAGAAACUCCAUAUCCCCACUUCAUUGAUUCAGUGAGAAUCCUUAACAGAAAACCUAGUUUAUUAAUUUUCUUAUUUAUAUUCACUCUCUCUUUAACUAUAUCUCUCUAAAUCUGUUAAGACUGCCAGGAACAAACCUGUAUUUCACUGUGGGUUAUGCACUGUAUUUUUUCUUAGCACUUAAAAUUCAUUGUUCUCCCACAAAGUAAUGUGGACUCAUAGCUGUUAAAACUUGCAAUUAAAACAAGGGGUAAGAGAAGCACUGCCUAGACAUUGCACAACUUUGGACAGUCUUUUAAAUAUCUUUCUUCUUUUCUGAACUUUAAUCUGGUGACUUUGCCUGAUUUGAAUUUAGGAGAAUGCAAAUGAUCCUGCUAUUAGGGGAGAUAUUUUUACUUGUAAUUUCAAGUAGUGGUAUUGAAAUGCUAUUACAGACAAUGAA